Messenger RNA from Manihot esculenta (cassava), 2495 nucleotides. RefSeq names its product zinc finger protein ZAT4. Gene Ontology annotation, biological process: regulation of DNA-templated transcription. The record is from RefSeq and is a predicted model, not a curated record. NCBI's taxonomy places the organism in Eukaryota, Viridiplantae, Streptophyta, Magnoliopsida, Malpighiales, Euphorbiaceae. Bases 432 to 1502 code for a protein of 356 amino acids. The transcript has a single exon.
UAUUUUACCCAACUAAUGAAAGAAAACCGAGUGGGAGGCAGGGGUAAUGUGGGAAAGAAAAGAGUGGUUAGAGAUGAAAAAAAGAAUGGCUUGGAAUCAAUACAGAAACAGGCAAGCCUCGCAUGUUACAUGUCGUUCUUUCUCCCUUCAUGCACACGCUUUAAUUAAGUCUUUAUUAAUAAUAUUUAUUUCCGUUUUAAUGAAAAUCAUUUACUCCUUGAUCGAAAUUUCCAUUUUCAUCUUUAAUUCUGAGCUUUUUUUUAACCUCAAAUAUAUAUCUCAUGGUGGAGGAACGCUUGUCACCUACUCCUUUUAGUUUCUGCUCUCUUUCACAGCUCCUUUAGAACUCUUUCUCAGAGAAAAAAGAGAAAUCCAGAACUGCAACUUUUUGAAGGAGGGAGAUAUAGAAAGCUCUGUUUCUUUCUGGGUUCAUGGAGAGGCACAGGUGUAAGCUCUGCUUCAAGACCUUCUCUAAUGGAAGAGCUUUGGGUGGUCACAUGAGGUCUCAUAUGUUGAAUCUUCCAAUUCCUCCAAAAUUAGAAGAUGAAGAAAAAGAAGAACACCCACCCAUUCAACUCUGUGAAGACACCGAGUCAGCUUCAUCUUCAGAGGAAGAAGCAGAGGAAGAAGAUAAGAGUCUUUGUUAUGAACUAAGAGAGAAUCCCAAGAGAAGUAUUCGAUUGGUAGAUCCUGAGUUCUCGUUUGCUGCCGAUGCUGCGUCUGUUCUUCAAGACAGAGAAAGCGAGACUGAGUCGUCCAAGAAUACUACUCACCGGAGACGAUCCAAACGGACCCGAAAACUUUUAGAACAUGAAUACCAUCAGCAGCAACAUAGGCAGGAGCAUGAGAACAAUAUAAAGAAGCUUAAUUUUAGCAAAUUUAGUAAGAACGAGUUGUGGGCUGAGCCUGAACCCGUGAGUUCAAUAUCUGAAACCACCACAGAGGAAGAUGUCGCUUUCUGUCUUAUGAUGCUUUCAAGGGACAAAUGGAAGAAAUUGGAACAACAAAAUCAACGAGAAGAAGAUGAGGAAGUAGAAGAUGAAAAGUCCAUUGAAGAAACAGAUGAAUCAGACGAGUUCAAAUCUUGCAAGACGAGAACUCGAGGGAAGUACAGGUGUGAAACAUGCAAGAAAGUGUUUAAAUCUUAUCAGGCUUUGGGUGGACACAGGGCAAGUCACAAGAAACUCAAAGUUUAUACUCCAACUAAAGAACCAAAUUUGCAGCCAUUGAAUGCAGGAACUUCAAGUUCUGCGAGAGAGAAGAAAAUUCAUGAAUGUCCAUAUUGUUACAGAGUAUUUUCAUCUGGACAAGCUCUGGGUGGUCACAAGAGAUCUCAUCUAAUUGGUGUAACAGCAACUCCUGCUAGAAGUUCUUCAAAGAUCGAAGACAACUUGAAUUUAAUAGAUCUCAAUCUUCCAGCUCCAGUUGAUGAUGAUGAGCUUAGCCAAAUCGAGCUAUCUGCCGUAUCCGAUGCAGAAUUUGUUAACCACAUCAAGAGGUGAGUGUUUGCUUACUCCGCAAUCAUCUUCCAAAAAGAAAGUUUGAUCCAAAAGUUUUUUUUUGAAAAAAAAAAAAAGCUUUUGGGUGCUUUUGCGUUUUGGGAUCUAAAAUCACGUGAAUUUGUUAGUUUUAGUAGAGUUACAUGGAUUGCUUCCUAUUAAUUUAUCUAGACCAUUUAUUGGCUCAAAUUCUAACUGUAAUUCAUUUCAUUCUGUCUCCUGUCCUGUUUCUGCAACAAACUGAGUUAGAACAUCCAUGGAUACAUUUACUUAAAAACAUGCAUCAUUUGACAGAGAUUUAACAGUAAUAAUUCUGGGUUUUUAUGUUAAAAAAGAACAAAGAAAAAAUGAAGUGCUAAGAAUUCUUGAUAAUGGGUUCUGUUCAAGGUUCCAGCCGUUGUUUUCUGAUUUUUUUUUAAAAAAAGUCAUUUUCUACCAAGGAAGAUCAAAACCGUAUAGUUUAUUAAUAGAAAAAUAACUUCCAAAUCCUGUCAGUGUCACUAUUGGCAUUGUACAGAGCUCACGAAGAAGAAGCCAAUUCUCCCUUAUCUGCAACUGUUUUGUUUGCUUUUUCCUUGUUUCUUUUUCUUACUUUCUCGCUCUCAUCUCAGUCUCAGAAUUUUAUUGCUUCUCUGCGUCUUAGCUUAAGUUGAACAAUAAACAGAUCUGCUGACUGCCACAGUAGCAGAGAUUAUAGAGAGAAAUAGCAUUUAAUGGAACCAAUAAUCUUGAAGCUGCAUCAUCUGUUUCACAUUUAAUAGUUUUCCAUAUGUUGGAAACCUGAAAAGCUGAGCCUGAAUGAUAGACAGAAAAAGGCAAAAAAAUCCUCUGUUUUCUUUACUUUUUAAACCAUAACAAGUUUAGUUUGGCGUGAUCAACGCUCUAUCACCCGGAUCCCUAAAUUUAAAGGUCUCUAACUGCAACACCAGGUUACUUUAUUUUGUAGUGGACAGGUAUCUAAAGUUCAAUUUAUAAUAGACCGAUUUGUGCAUUUUU